This is a messenger RNA of Carya illinoinensis, 2579 nucleotides long. Its product is annotated as COBRA-like protein 6. Gene Ontology annotation, molecular function: carbohydrate binding. Gene Ontology annotation, cellular component: plasma membrane. The coding region runs from base 1040 to 2362 and encodes 440 amino acids. The record is from RefSeq and is a predicted model, not a curated record. Lineage: Eukaryota; Viridiplantae; Streptophyta; Magnoliopsida; Fagales; Juglandaceae. Gene Ontology annotation, biological process: cellulose microfibril organization; plant-type cell wall cellulose biosynthetic process. The transcript is spliced from 6 exons.
UCCGUGAAUAUUAGGCUGAGCACAGUAGGGACUAUCCAGUAGUGUUCGUCAGCUGUUCAGUUCACAUCGGUCCUAGGAACAAAAACGAAACAUGAGUAAAGAUGUCAAAUGAUGUAAUUGAAGAGUGUUUGAUAAUUCUUUACGGAAUUUUUGUCAAAAGUUUUGCAACUGGCACAUAACUAUUCUGCCCAUUAAUUCUACAGUUUGGCUUAAAAUGGGAAAAAAGAACUAGCAAACGAUAUAUGGAUUUCAAAGUAACAUAUCUUAUUAAAUAAUUGGAGGCUGCAUGCUGUGAAAGCGUUCGGCGUGGAGCCUAAAUUGUUAUAUCUUGAUUAUGAAGAAAGAGAAAACACGUGUAGAGUGACUGUAAUACAAGCUGUGCCAUGAUUCACAACGUAAUUACUAGUGGAACUGAAAUAGCUGUUCAAGCGUGAAAGAUUAAUGUCGCAUUGUCAUGCAUAGACCAUUUACAGUAUAAAAUAAAAGGAGAAGUAUAUGCUGUCACAUUAAUUACAGUUAUAUUUUCAGGGCACACCCAUGUAACAUCUAGCGCCAGCUUGUAAAGGAAAUAAAGAAAAAUUAAAAAAAAAUUAAAUUUGAUGUUUAAAGUCGAUGUUAUGGUGAAUAAAUAGCGAGAAGAAAGAAAACACAGGAAAGAAAAUUAAAAAGGAACUGCUUGAAAGCUUGGAAGGUCAUAACUUCAAACGAAAGAAGAAAAUAGAACACAGAGAGAGAGAUGCCGGGGAUCACAGUACGCGUGAACUUUGAAUGUGUAGACACUCACAAAAAUUGAACUGAUCUUAGACGUUAUCAUGAUAAUCUUCCAGAUUUGGCAUUAUAUCUAGAGGCAUUAAUUCGUAAGAAUUCCGUAAUUUGUUUUAAAGAGGAAUAAAACUAUUAAAAAGUGAGAGACAAACAGUCCCACAUUUAAAGGUUUUCUUGUCACGAUUUAUGAUUUUGGCACCGAGUCAAGAAGGAGAGUUAGCGUUUAUAUCGGGCUUUCGGAACGAACCCAAAUUUAUUCAUUGGUCAAAGAUCAAUGGGUAUGGCCUUGAUUUUCAUCUUCCUCUUUCUCUUAAGCUCUGUCUCAUCUUCUUAUGGGUAUGAUUCACUGGACCCUGAUGCCAAUAUAACGAUUACAUGGGAUCUCAUGCUGGACAAUGGUAACACAUAUGAUUUAAGGGUAUCACUCUACAACUUCCAACUAUUUCGACAUGUGGAGCAGCCUGGUUGGAAACUGAGCUGGACAUGGAAAGGGGAUGAGGCAAUAUGGGAUAUGUGGGGAGCAGAGGCAACCAAGCAAGGAAACUGCUCCAGAUUUAGGGGUCAAUUUCUUCCUCAUUGCUGUGAUAAGCAGCCAGUGAUUGUUGAUCUCAUGCCAGGAGCACGUUAUAACAAGCAGUUUUCCAAUUGCUGCAAGGGAGGGUUGCUCUCCUCUAUGACACAAAACCCUAGCAUGUCUGCUGCCGCCUUUCGGAUGAAUGUUAAUAAAGCUUCUGCAGGCAACAUUAAUGGAGACAGCAGCUUCAUGCCCAUGAAUUUCAACCUUGGUCUUCCUGGCUAUACCUGUGGAGACCCAUUUCAGGUUCCACCAACCAUGUUCAAAGAGGAUGGAAGCCGUCGAUGGACACAAGCUCUUGAGACGUGGAAUGUAACCUGUAUAUACUCCCAAUUUCAAGCAUCACCUGCUCCAAAAUGUUGUGUUUCCUUCUCUGCAUUCUACAACAGUACCAUUGUUCCUUGCCCCCAGUGCAGCUGUAAUUGCCAAGGAUUAUCUGGAGGAAAAUGUGUAAAGUCUGGCGAAACUCCUUCCUUGUUGGAACAACCACAUGCAAAUGAAGAAGACCCACAACCUUUGGUGAGGUGCUCUCCCCACAUGUGCCCAAUACAGGUGCAUUGGCAUGUGAAAAACAGUUACAGAGAGUAUUGGCGAGUCAAGGUCACCAUCACAAAUCUAAACUUUGUUAAAAACUAUUCCAUGUGGAACUUGGUGGUGCUCCACCCCAACCUGGGAAAUGUCACUCAGGUUUUCAGCUUCAACUACCAUCCCCUUAACUCGUAUGCAUACAUAAAUGACACCGGAAUGUUUUGGGGGAUUCAGUAUUACAAUGACAUGUUACAGCAAUCGGGACCAAGUGGAAAUGUACAAACCGAGAUGCUACUGCACAAAGUUCCAAGGAUUUUCAGUUUUAGAGAAGGAUGGACUUUUCCAAGAAGAAUUUCCUUCAAUGGUGAUGAAUGUGUCAUGCCCCCUCCAGAUCAAUACCCUAGACUCCCAAACACAGCUCAUACUCGUAGUGCUACACCAACGCUUUCCAUACUCUCUUUCUCGUUGUUGUUGUUGCUUAUAGUAGUACUCUGAGAAGUCCCGGCUGGCAUUCGAGAUAACAGCUCAGUUUUGAAUACCCAACUCAUUUCUAAGUGCUGUAGCUCAUAAUUUUGAGGGCGCAAAAAUGAGAUACAAACUGGGUUAAACCUAUACAAUUCAUUAAGCAUAACAACAGGACUUUUCCAGCAUUACUCGCUGUCCACCUUUUCUAGAUCUUAUAUAUUAUAGCUUAAAAUUUAUAUUCUUUAAA